AUGUCUGUAUCGUCUUCUUACAGGCGAUCAAACCGUGGUAGAAGUGGCCUCCCACUUGAUACGUUGCCUACUGUUGAUAUAACACCUUCUUCUGUUGGUCCAUACACAUCCUUUUGUGAUUAUUCGAUCUCUAACAACACAUUAUUCAAUCAAAACCGGAAUGCAUCCUCCAUAUAUCACAGUCCCGGCUUUGACCUUCCUAUUGAUGUGUUAAGCCAUAGCUUUGAAACAACUCAUCGUAAUACCACUCGGCUUGAUGCAAUUGCAUUUGAUUUUGGAUGUACAUCUUCCCCCGGGGCAUCGCCAUCUUGCAUUAGUGACGAGUUUCCUGUUGAAUGUCAUUUAUGUUUCGACUCACCUCAUCAAAGUUUGAGAAAUGUUGACUCUUAA
This is a messenger RNA of Dovyalis caffra, 390 nucleotides long. Lineage: Eukaryota; Viridiplantae; Streptophyta; Magnoliopsida; Malpighiales; Salicaceae. The record is from the annotation of a GenBank genome assembly.